AUGCACUUUCCUUUUAAUAUCAUUCAUUUUUUCUUUCAUUCUUUAUGUUAUUCAUUUCCUUUCUAUCUUUCGGUAUUUCUUCUCUUAAUCCAUUCAUUUUCAGUCAUUCUUUCGAGCUCUCUUAAUGUCAUUCAUGUUCUUUCUUUCUUAAUGUCAGUCACUUUCUUUCUUAAUGUCAUUCUUUUCAUUAUUUAUUUAUUUCUUAAUGCCAUGAAUUGGAUGCUUAAUAUCAGUCAUGAUAUUUGUUACUUUCUUUCUGUCUUUCUUAAGGUUAUUCAUUCUAUUUCUCUCUUCCUUCCUUCCUUCCUUCCUUUCUUUCUUUCUUUCUUUCUUAAUGACAUUUAUGUUCUUUCAUUCUAUCUUUAUCUCAUUAUUUCUUUUUUUCUUUCUUUCUUUCUUUCUUUCUUUCUUUCUUUCUUUCUUUCUUUCUUAAUGGAAUUGAUCUCCGUUCUUUUUUAUUCGUUCUUUUUCUUUCUUAGCUUUCUUUUGUUUUCUUUCUUUUUUCUUUUCUUUCAUAAUUCCAUUCAUGUUCUUUCUUUCUUAACGAAAUUCAUCUUCUUUUUCUUCUUUCUUUCUUUCGUAAUUACAUCCAUUUCCAUUCUUCCUUUAUGUCAUUCCAUUCCUUCCUUUCUUUAUGCCAUUCCUGUUAUUUCUUUCUUAAUGUCAUUCACAUUCUUUCUUUCUUUCUUAAAGCCUUUGACCUUCUCUUUCUUUUUUCUUAUUGCCAUAUUCUUUCUUUGUUAUUGUCAUUCAUUUUUAUUCUUUUUUACCCAUUCAUGUCCUUCCAUUUCUCUUGAUAGCAUUCAUUUUCUUGCGUUCAUUAUAAAUUGCAUUGAUCUUCUUCAUUUCUGUCUAUCUUUCUUAAUGACAUUCAUGUUCAUUCGUUCACUCAUGUUCUUUUUAUCUCUAUGUCAUUCAUAUUUUUCUUUUUUUCUUUUUUUUACUUUCUUAAUGAUAUUCAUUUCUUUCUUUCUUUUUUUGACUUUCAUUCAAGGUCUUUCUGCCAUUCAUUUCCUUUCUUUUUUCAUUCUUUCUUAA
Acanthosepion pharaonis is the source of this 1038-nucleotide messenger RNA. Lineage: Eukaryota; Metazoa; Mollusca; Cephalopoda; Sepiida; Sepiidae. The record is from the annotation of a GenBank genome assembly.